Molecule: messenger RNA, 621 nt
Organism: Rhodamnia argentea
Lineage: Eukaryota; Viridiplantae; Streptophyta; Magnoliopsida; Myrtales; Myrtaceae
Product: formamidopyrimidine-DNA glycosylase-like
Exons: 3
Coding region: 1-621 (206 amino acids)
Biological process (GO): base-excision repair
Cellular component (GO): nucleus
Molecular function (GO): DNA N-glycosylase activity; DNA-(apurinic or apyrimidinic site) endonuclease activity
Source: RefSeq, a predicted model, not a curated record
AUGGUUUCACAGGUCAUUGAGAAGGCAAUUGAAGUUGGGGCAGAUAGUAGUCAGUUCCCUAGUAAUUGGAUAUUCCAUUCCAGGGAAAAGAAGCCAGACAAGGCUUUUGUUGAUGUUGAUGAAGAUAGAUAUGUUAAGGUUGUUAAUGUUUCUGCAGGCCAAAGAAUUGAUUUUAUCACUGCUGGUGGCCGGACAACUGCAUAUGUACCUGCUCUGCAAAAGCUAAGUGGAGCUAAUGCGGUAAAUGCUGCCCAUAAAAAAGGAAAGCAAACCUCAAAGAGAAAGAAGCGCAGCAAGGAGGAGGAAGAGGAGGAGGAGGAGGACGACGGUGGUGGUGUAGCAAUUGAGGAAGAUAAUAAACUUAGUGAAACUGCCAAGUCGAAGAAUGCCCACAAGCCUAGAGGUCAAGGUAGAAAAUCAUCUAGGAAACCCAAGGAAAGCGAUGAUGAAAGUGAUGAAGCUGAGAUUGGCGAGGAAGAUGAGAAUGCAUAUGGUAAUGGCAACAAUAAGCAGAAAAAGAGAACAAGAGGGGCAGUUAAGAAAAAAGGUCCAGAAAAGGCCCUGAACAAGAAGACUCAACCAGCUAGGAACAGCCAAAAGCAAAAGAAGCGAGCCAAGUAA